Diabrotica balteata is the source of this 4800-nucleotide messenger RNA. The record is from the annotation of a GenBank genome assembly. Lineage: Eukaryota; Metazoa; Arthropoda; Insecta; Coleoptera; Chrysomelidae.
UGUACCUCUUAUUCUUCAAGAGAAACACCUCCAGAAAGCAAUACUAUACCAACAGUAAUAAUAAUAACCACAAUUCCAACUCCAACGGCCGUCAAAAAUAUAACAGUCACUCGAAAAAUAAUAUGGAUACCAUGAUAAAGAGGGCGCACGGAUUAGUGGAACGAUUUAAAUCUCGUGCGGAAAUGUUGAAAAUAGAACCCAAUCCGCCCGGAUUGUCUAGCGGAGGACCAUGGGACCAACUUAAUCAAGAAAUUUGGGAUCUUUUUAUUAAUAGGGCGCAAAAAGAGAAAACGUACGACAUGAAAAUUAACUUAUGGAAAGAUUUAUUUUUAUAUAUAAGGAAGUGUUUAAGCAGUUACGGUUUGUUUAUGGUCGGAUCCACCAUGUCGGGAUUCGGUUUGGAAAGUAGUGACAUCGAUAUGUGCUUGCUAACGAAACCUUGUGCGAACGACCCUCGAUUGGAUUCUCUACACCAUCUGGAUGCGAUCCGCGAACUUCUAGUCAAAAAUGAGGUGACCGCAGAUCCGGAGUUAAUAUUGGCCAAAGUUCCUAUUUUGAAGUUCAAAGAUAAAGAAACAGGAUUUGAAAUCGACUUAAACUGUAAUAACGCCGUGGGAAUUCGAAAUACUCAUCUAUUAUAUAGUUACGCCCGUCUUGAUUGGAGAGUCCGCCCUCUGGUGAUUAUUGUGAAAAUUUGGGCCCAAUCAAAUAAUAUCAACGAUGCCAAGAAUAUGACGGUGUCAAGUUACUCGUGGGCUUUGAUGGUUAUACACUACUUGCAGCGUGGAGUAGUUCCCCCAGUUCUGCCCUGCUUGCACGGAUUGAUCCCCGACAAGUUUAACUCUUUUCCGGAAAAUCACUCGAUGGAUGUCCAAGAAGAACUUCCCACAAUAAAAGAUUUCCAAUCGGACAACACUCUAAACCUGGCGGAACUUCUGAUCGGCUUCUUCAGGUAUUACACCAAUUACGAUUUCAACCACUACGCCAUAUCGGUACGAACCGGCUCCAGCCUACCCAUAGAUGAGUGUAGAUUUACUAAAGCUCCGAAAAACGAUCCACACCAGUGGAAAUUUCUAUGCAUCGAAGAACCAUUUGAUCAUACCAAUACAGCUCGUUCGGUAUUUGAUUUGGAAUCGUUCAAGCUCAUUAAAAACAUCAUCACGGCCUCGUACGAAAUACUCGUUAAUACGAAAAACCUUUCUAGCAUUCUCCCAGUGAACGGAAAAUCGGAAGUAAGAUGAUACAGCGAAAGUUUUGAUCAAAUUCUUUUUUACUAAAGUAAAUCAUGCAAAUCCUUAAUUUACUAUUGGAAUCAAUCUUCCUAUCAAUUUUUAUUUUUCAUUUACCUUCCGCUACAUUCUACACUUCUUAUUUCGAGGCUUCUGAUUCAAAUUUCUUUGUUUUUGUUUUGUUUUCUAUGUCCCAUUCAUUUGUUUGUUUAUAUUUUAUAAGAAUUAUUGAAAACUUCUACUUUUCUUUAUAUUUUAAUAAAAGUAAAAACAUAAACCAUAUAAUAGUUUAUAAGCUUUAAUUUAAAAUAAAUAUUUUUUGGCAUGCCAAUGGCCAAAUAAACUACUAUUCUAGUAUUUUUCCUUAUAUUAAUGCGAAUUUAACUGUAUUAUAUCACUUUCUCAAACAAAUUAUGUUACGCAAGAUUACAGUCCUCUUAUUGACAUCACUCUGACGUUUGACGUCAUGAGUGAUCUGUCAAUUGUCAUGAACUUUAUACAAAUAGUAAAUUACGGACGCAACAGAUUUUAUUUUAGUUUUUGAACAUUCCGAAUUUUUGAUCGAGGCCAUUUUUAUAAGAUAUUUAUUACUGUAUAUAUAUAUUCGGGAGAAAUAUUUAGAUAUUUUUUUGUGUAUGUCUUUGUUUGUGUUCAAUAAUUGACCACCACUACAGGAAGAAGUUGUAUUGGAAUUUAAUUUGCCAUUAAUAACAUUUAUAAAACUCUUCAUAUAAAAAUCAAAAUAUAAAGCAAUCAAACGGAAGAAUCACUCAAAGUGAAUUAUCAUCAAAUCUGAUGUACUGUUUGUAAAAUAUCAGCUAUUUAAUAUGUUUGUUAUACAUCAAAUUUGUCUAUACGUUUUCAUAUGUUUAAAAACUUGACAAAGUCAGUAUUGGAAUAUCGAGAUUUUAUAUAUAAAAACUUUUUUGUUUAAGACAACUUCAAUUUAUUUCGGAAAAUACUUUCCUAGUCUAUUUUUAUUAUCAUUAUCAAUAACAAGUAAUGCAUUUCUUUAUCAAUACAUUUUUAGAUUUACUCAAUUUUUAAUUACUAUUAGUUUUGCUUUUUUUAAUGUAUUUAUACAGUAUGAGUCUAAAAUAUGUGCCCCUCAAUUUUCUAAACUUAUAUCUUAAAUUAGUAAAUUUUUGUGUAACUGAAGACAUCUCUUCAUCAUUUUAAAGUUUCAGUAACGUAAUCAUUAAAAAUGGCGGAUGGAUUCUAUUUUGUAAGAUGAUUUUAAAUAGGUUCAUAAAGGCAAGUAACAAAUCAAUUGAAAGUUCUUUUGUCACGUAGUUUCUAGAUUACUGAUUCUAGAAAAUACCUCAGUUUUCCAUAUUUUGGUAGAAUCAAAAAAUACGACGUCAUCGGCAUUUUUCGUAGUUGGUAAAAUGCCAUGCGAUACAUUAUGUUUAUGCAGAAAACCUUAGUUUUCCACAUUGUAGAGUAGAAUCAAUGUGUUUAUUUAUUGAAAACUGUCAAAAAAUGACGUCAUCUGCAUUUUUCGUAGAUGUCAAUAUGUCAAGUGAUACAUCAUUUAAAAAAAUCUUGUUUGCCGAGUAUGUUCUUAAGAGUUUUUCCACAUUUUGGUAGAUUCAAUUUGUUUAUUUUUUGAUGACUGUCAAAAAUAUGACGUCAUUGGCAUUUAUCUCAGAUGACAAUAUGUCAUACGAUACAUCAUUUGAAAGGUAUUUAUAAGCAUUUUUCUUAGAUGACAAUAUGUCAUGCGAUACAUCAUUUGAAAAAUCUGGUUUGCUCAGACACUUUUCAGUUUUUCCCCUAAUAAUUUAGCAGUCUUUAGCUUUUAUGGAAAAUACCUCAGUUCUCCACAUUCUGGUAGCAUCAACUUACUUGUAUAUAGAUAACUGUCAAAAAUACGACGUCAUCGGCAUUUUUCUUAGUUGACAAUAUGUCAUGUGAUACAUCAUUUGAAAGAUCUUGUUCACUUUCUCUGUUCCUAGAGCUUUGUGAGAUUCUGUCAUGUUUUUUUAAACAGUGAUCAUUUAAUUAUGAAAAUUGUCGUAAAUUGAUUCCAAGUAAUCGAAUAACUUUUCUUGUUUGUAGAAUCACACUGCGUGACAAUAGUUUUCAAAUGAUAUGUCACAUGUCAUUCAUAUUUAAAGGAAAUGUCAGUAACGUCAUAUUUUUGACAGAUGUCAACAAAUAAACCAUUUUCCAGUCCUAUGGCUAUUAAAAUAUAAACGGUUGCCAUUUUCAAACAAAACAAUAGAAUUGCACAAGAUAUAUGUACACACUUUCAAAUGAUGUUACUUGCCAUAUGAUUAUUAGGCCACUUAUCCAAUUAUAUUACAAAAUGGCACUCGUCGGUCAUUUUUAAUUAUUACAUCACUGAAACAUUAUAAAGAUAAUUAAAAUAUGCCUUAGUUAUCUCAAAAUUAACUUUACAGUUUAGAAAAUGUUUUAAGACUCUCACUGAACAUAACAUUAUUAAACAUUCUAGAAUUUUCAAUGAUUUUUGUCAUAAUGCUGGUGAUUUGCUAUCAUUCAUAUAGCCUGAGAAGUAAAAUGCAUGAUUUUUCUAUGCAAAACAGUUAUUAAGAAAUAGGAAAUAGUCACACAGGACUAAAUCAGGCAAAAAUUAGAGUGGUUUAUCACUUUUGUCUCACUUAACGCUAUCGAUCAAAGCUCAUUUAAUCGAGGAAAGUAUUUUCUGUGUAUCCCAGUGAGAUAAUAAGGUCAAUUUGUUGUUUUUAAUAUGUAGUUAUUUAUAAAACUAAAAAAAAUCAAAUAAUUUAAAAUGCUCACUACGAAACAUUUAUAAAAAAUCGCAGUGGGCGCAAAAAAAUGUCAGUAUUAGUUUCUUUUUGUUUGUAGUAUUAAGUUCAAAUUUAAAUAGCUAACGGAAAAGUAUAAUGUGUUACAGGUAUAUAAAAGAAAAUUAAGAUAAAGUUCGUUUAACAAAUUUUGCCGUGGUGUUUGAAUGAAACGUUCGUUCAGACAGUGACAGUGCUGUUGUACGUACUUUGGGAUUGGCGUCAUAGUAAAGUUACCUGAGUGAUUGGAAUCUUCUUUAAUCCUCUUCUCAGGAUGUGGGUGCCACGUUUUUUAUGCCGAUAUAAGCAACGCGAUCAAAGUUAUUCAAGAGAAUAUUUAACAAACUUAAAAACAAAUACUUAAAUAAUUGGACAGCAUGAUCGAAAACCAACAAAAAAGUCUUCAUAUUGUGGUAGAUCUAGGUACCCCUGUACCUGCUUCAAGAGACACCUCUUUGUUUCUUUUAAUCAUAUAUGUGUUGUAUCUCGUAAGAAGUCCAAUUCUAUGGUGUUAGCUAUAACCUAAGAUCGUUCAUAACACAUUUUUUUAAGUACAUUUUAUGUUUAUAGUGUACGUCAGAUUUUGAUGUUUUAGCUGAAACUAGACCUUUACACAGCAUAUUGCAACAUAAUGAAAAGAGAGCAAACAAAAUCUUUGUGUUUCGCAAUUGAGUGACUGGUAGGGAUUGCAAUCCAGCAGCAUUUUCAGUCCAAUUCAGGCUCAGGAUUCAGGCCAAUCUUGUAAAAAUCAAAUUUGACUACAAUCGACUACUAAAACUUCUUAUUUGACGUUUUAGUUU